Eurytemora carolleeae is the source of this 547-nucleotide messenger RNA. RefSeq lists its product as uncharacterized. The record is from RefSeq and is a predicted model, not a curated record. Bases 140 to 514 code for a protein of 124 amino acids. The transcript is spliced from 6 exons. Lineage: Eukaryota; Metazoa; Arthropoda; Copepoda; Calanoida; Temoridae.
AAACUGGGUAGAAAACUCGGGAGAAAACUCGGGAAAAACUCGGUAGAAAACUUGGGAAAAACUGGGGAAAAAACUCGGUAGAAAACCACAAGUAUUGGCCGGGAUAUAAUGAGGCGGGAGAGAUGAAGGAUGAAAGGGUAUGAAGAAGGUUAAAUGGAUUCAGAUAAAUCUUAUCCUUGGCAUUCUCCUAGUUAACCCCACUCAGGGUUCAGCGGAUCAGCUAAAAUGUUACACAGAUAAACAGGGUCUCAAAUUUGCCUGGUGUGAGAAGCAACUAAAGACCUGCUACACAAAAUUUGAUAAUAAGGGUUUAGUCAUGGGACGUGGUUGCUCGAGCCGGCCCGGUGUUUUCCAUACACAAUGUGACAGCCAUGUUGGAUCGGAUCACAAGGAGAUAUUCUGCUACUGCAGCUACAGUCUGUGUAAUGGCGUGGGUGCGAGCCAAACCAAACAUAUCCCGUGGUUUUCCGCCAUCUUGUUUUCGUUGUUGCAUGUAACUGUUUCAUGGGCAUAAAUUUAUGCUCAAAUAAAUCAUGAAAAAUUUUAA